Trypanosoma theileri is the source of this 582-nucleotide messenger RNA. RefSeq lists its product as uncharacterized. Lineage: Eukaryota; Euglenozoa; Kinetoplastea; Trypanosomatida; Trypanosomatidae. The transcript has a single exon. Gene Ontology annotation, molecular function: protein binding. The record is from RefSeq and is a predicted model, not a curated record. Bases 1 to 582 code for a protein of 193 amino acids.
AUGGGCCGACGUCGAUGGAUGUUACUGACGGGGAUUGCUGUGAUCAUCCCAUCUGUGCUUCUCUACACAAUCGCACGCCGACGGGGCCGCCGCACAAGUGUGGAUGUAAACAAGAAGAACGGCACUCCAGUGGAGUACACAGAGGAGCAGCGUCGCUAUCACGAUAUGCUCCACUCUCUGAAAGAACGCGCGAAUGCACACUUUCAGGCUUCCCGCUAUGAAGAGGCACUCGCGGCGUAUCAGGAGUGUCUGGACGUGACCGCAGCCCUCCGCGAUGUGGACGCGGAGUCGAUGUUAGUUGACUACACAGUGCGGGCGAAUGUAGUGAUGGUCUUUCUGCGGCUGCAGCGGCCGGAGGAGGCGCGGAUAAUGGCCACUCUGCUGCUGCAGCAGCCCGACAGUACGGCCAGUCCGCUGCCCAACGAUCUCAAAGUGAAGGUGUUGUACCGCCGCGGCCUGGCGAGUCGGGCACUGGGUGAUAAUGAGUCCGCACUGUGUGAUUUUAGGGCAGCUGUUCAACUUUCACCGGGGCAGAGGAAUCUGCAGGCGGAGAAGGAAAUUGCAGCACUGCUGCAUAGUUGA